AUGACUUUGAUGGACUUGGAAGAUUACCGUAGAAGUAAUAAAAAUGUAAAUUCGAAUGAAGGUGAAAAGCCUCCUGCUGAUAAUGAAGUUAGAAUUAGUCAUAGCAAAAUUCCUGUUUACUUGGAUGCUUGUCUAAAACUAUUACAGGAAGAACAUAAGAAUCAUAUUAUUGUAGUUGGUAAAGGUGUAAAUGUAAAUAAGGCAGUAACUGUAGUUGAGAUGGUCAAAAGAAAGAUGCAAGGAACUUUACAUCAAUAUACCCAAAUAGGAAGCGUUUCCCUAGUGGAACAAUGGGAUCCUGUUAAUAAUAAGGACUUGGAUAGUAUUCAAGUUAACAAAAAAGUUCCUGUUAUUAUCAUAUACUUAUCUUUGAAUGAAAUGCCUGAGUUGGAAGCAGCAUCAGGCUAUCAAGCGCCUACAGGUCCUGACAUUUUUGAUUAA
Messenger RNA from Cokeromyces recurvatus, 441 nucleotides. RefSeq lists its product as uncharacterized. The record is from RefSeq and is a predicted model, not a curated record. The coding region runs from base 1 to 441 and encodes 146 amino acids. The transcript is spliced from 4 exons. Lineage: Eukaryota; Fungi; Mucoromycota; Mucoromycetes; Mucorales; Mucoraceae. Gene Ontology annotation, molecular function: RNA binding.